AUGUCUGCUCCAUCACUAGAAGAAAUUCAAACAUUGCUAUCCCAGAUACCACAAGAUUUACCUCCAUUGAAUCCGGCUCCAUCUAUACCGGACAAUGUCGCAUCAAUCAUCGAUCAUACCCUUUUAGCACCCAAUGCUCUACCCACAGAAAUUGAACAAUGCUGUCGUGAUGCGAUCGAAUUGAAUGCCGCAACAGUAUGCGUAAACUCUAGCAUGGUCGCAAUCGCAGCAAAAGCCCUUCAAGGAACCCAUGUCAAACCCAUCUGCACAAUCGGCUUUCCAUUCGGUGCAGGAAACACACAAGGAAAGGUACAAGAGACACAAAAAGCACAAGAAGAUGGCGCACAAGAGAUUGAUAUGGUACAAAAUGUUGGAUUACUAAGAGCGGGAAAGUACGGAGAAGUGUUUGAGGAAAUUGCAGCAAUCGCACAAGCUGCCAAACCAGCAAAGCUUAAAGUGAUCAUCGAAACAUGCUAUCUUACAAGAGAAGAGAUUGCCAUUUCGACAUUAUUGGCAUGCAAAGCUGGUGCUGCCUUUGUAAAGACGUCAACCGGUUAUGGUUCGGGCGGUGCAAAAGCGGAAGAUAUCAGACUGAUGUAUCAAAUCGCAUCAGCACACGAUGUAAAGGUAAAGGCCAGUGGUGGUAUCAGAACGGCGGAAAAGGUAAAGGAGAUGGUUGCCAAUGGAGCUUCUAGAAUCGGUGCAAGCGGUACGAGGGCAAUUGUGGCCGAAUUCAAAACGGGUGCUACAUCCCAACAAGCUGCAGGAAGUGGCUACUAG
Meira miltonrushii is the source of this 780-nucleotide messenger RNA. Its product is annotated as deoxyribose-phosphate aldolase. Gene Ontology annotation, molecular function: deoxyribose-phosphate aldolase activity. Gene Ontology annotation, biological process: deoxyribonucleotide catabolic process; carbohydrate catabolic process. The transcript has a single exon. NCBI's taxonomy places the organism in Eukaryota, Fungi, Basidiomycota, Exobasidiomycetes, Exobasidiales, Brachybasidiaceae. The coding region runs from base 1 to 780 and encodes 259 amino acids. Gene Ontology annotation, cellular component: cytoplasm. The record is from RefSeq and is a predicted model, not a curated record.